CUGUAAAAUAGUGAUCGCGAUACAGUAUAUCUGCCCGUCCAGGAAAGAACCAUUCCGUACCAGGGCCUAGCACUUGUCACGCAGCUCACAAGCUGUGAAACAAGUUUCCCCCUUUCCCAAUCUCCAUCAAUACAAUACUACUUCUCGGGUAAAGCUCUCCCCAGUCCUCUGCUCCACUAGAGCCGAGCAGAACAAUGAAGAAAUUUCAACCCAAGUUCCGCAGAUCAAGGCCACGAGCAUCUCAGGUGUGCUCUCUGUGUCGCAGAAAAAAGGUCCGAUGUGAUAUGGUUGUGCAUGGCACACCAUGCACAACAUGCAAGUUUAAUCGUGUUACUUGUAUAGCGGUUGACGCUCCGAUAUCAAGAGCCUCUCACACUCCAAGCUGCGACCACCGUGCCUGUGAUGAGAAGCCUCCGGCAACACCCUUGGUAGAAGGUUGCCCGAAAUGCCUACAACCUGCAAAGGGACCCAUACGAACCAGCCCUCAAGAGUUGACGGCCCUGCCAUUGCUCGUCGAUGGUAGGCAGCCUUGGCAGACCCCCUCGCGAACCUUACCUGGAACGACGAGCUCCAGCCAAGCCCAGCUUCCCCCGUUCAUACGGCCACUAGAACCAUUUGUUGACAGCACGGAUAUUGACUACCUGGUGCAAAAAGGGGCGCUUGAUUUGCCGAGUGAGGAGUUGCAACGCGCCCUUCUCAAGGCCUACUUGAAUUGCGUUCACCCGUUCCUGCCAAUGCUAGACAUUCAUGAAUUUCUAGAGACCGUGUGCUGUAGGAGAAAAACAAACCAGAUCAGCCUUUUACUUUAUCAAGCUGUGAUGUUCAGCGCCUCCGCCCAUGUUGCUAUUGAGCACCUUCAAAUGGCUGGAUACAUGGGUCGGAAAGCGGCACAAAAAUGCCUUUUCCAGAAGGCAAGACUGCUGCACGAUGUGGUCCGCGAGCCAGAUAAAAUAUCUCUCACUCAGGCACUGCUCUUGAUGAGCCAUGUAGACGAAACGGUGGACCUAAAAAAUGACUGGCAUUGGUUGGGGGUUUGCCAUUCAUUAGCGCUGGCCUUGAACCUUCAUCACGACCCCCAGGACUGGUGCUCAAACAUCAAACGCCGGCGACUGUACAAGCGCCUAUGGUGGAGUAUAUAUGUGCGUGAUCGUCUCAUCGCGGUCGAGCUCAAGCACCCCAUGCGAAUCCAGGACUCCCAACACAAUGUUCCCUGGCUCAUGGCGGAUGACUUCACUGUUAAAUCAUUCUCGAGAAAUGUGGUUGAGAUCCUGGACGGCUCUGAGAUCCUUCAUAAUACCACUCAGCAGAAGGACCUUGUCAUGAUGUUUAUCGAGACCAUCAAAUUGAGCGUCUGCUUUGGGCAUGUCCUAUCCACCCAGUAUGCUAUGUCUACCAAUCCCUGUUGGCAAGCUAACUCUGCCAUCACACUGGCUCCAAAGAAAUCUACCACUGAGCCCUCUACCACCCAGCAGUGUGACUGGGAACUCGAGGACUGGGUGCGCCAGCUGCCCUCUCAGAUACGACAUCGCCGUGAGCCUGCUGGCGUCCGUUUUGUCCCGAAUAUCCUGCACCUCCACCGCGCCCUUCUUUGGUUGUAUUAUCUGGGCGCGGUGAGUAUACUGCAUCGGCCACAUGUGGUGCCUUCCCGUCCUUGUUCACAAAGUUGCAAAGAGCUUUCGCACCACUCUCAAGAUCGGCUACGAUCUUCGGCUAUCGAUAUAACAAUGACGUUUCAAUAUCUCCUGCGACUGGACCUAACUCAGUGUAUCCCCUUCAGUGGCGUGAAUCUACUCUUUGCCGGGACGAUCAGUCAUCUGUUCGAUAUCACGUCCCAUGAUCGCAGUCUUUCAGCACUAGGUCGAACCCACUUCGAGGUCUCAAUCCGUAUCCUCCAAAAGCUGGAGUGCACAUAUGAUUCGGCGAGCCUUGCAGUCUCAUUCCUUCGGGUGCUCGCUCGCUUAGUCACUGCAUCCCGCCGCAUUGAGGCGUCUCGUUCACAUCUAACCUCCUGCCAUACCGUCUAUUCAAAUACACCACGGUAUAUAUCUGGCACACACCCCGUCCGUUCACUCUGGCACCAUCCAAAUAGCUACGAUAAGACGGCUACCACCAGCCACAAUAAGGCUGAGAGUGACGGCUUCCCCACUAUCGAUCCGGCCGUUCUCCUUCUUCGACCGUAAAAUUCUGAUGUAAGUGAUGUUCCUUGUCCGACGUAUACCCCG
Molecule: messenger RNA, 2222 nt
Organism: Aspergillus caelatus
Lineage: Eukaryota; Fungi; Ascomycota; Eurotiomycetes; Eurotiales; Aspergillaceae
Product: Zn(II)2Cys6 transcription factor
Exons: 3
Coding region: 195-2180 (661 amino acids)
Biological process (GO): DNA-templated transcription; regulation of DNA-templated transcription
Molecular function (GO): DNA-binding transcription factor activity, RNA polymerase II-specific; zinc ion binding; DNA binding
Source: RefSeq, a predicted model, not a curated record